Messenger RNA from Capronia epimyces CBS 606.96, 1011 nucleotides. RefSeq lists its product as uncharacterized. Lineage: Eukaryota; Fungi; Ascomycota; Eurotiomycetes; Chaetothyriales; Herpotrichiellaceae. The transcript is spliced from 4 exons. The coding region runs from base 1 to 1011 and encodes 336 amino acids. Gene Ontology annotation, molecular function: zinc ion binding; oxidoreductase activity. The record is from RefSeq and is a predicted model, not a curated record.
AUGAAGGCGGCUCGCUAUCACCCUGAGACGAAUACAUGCUCAAUAGAUGAGAUCCCGAUUCCAAACAUCAAUGAAAACGAGAUCUUGGUCAAGGUCGCCUCGGCAGGCUUGUGUCAUUCGGACCUGAUGCUGUUUGACGGAUCAAUCCCUGCCACCGAGCCUGUGGUGAUGGGCCACGAAGGCGUGGGCCACGUGGAGAAGCUCGGCGCCAACGUCAAGGGAUUCAAGCCCGGCGACCGCAUCGGGUUUUUGUAUAUCAAAGAUGUCUGCUUCGAGUGUGAUGGAUGUCUGGUGCACAAUCUCAACUGCAAAUUAGGCACGGCCAAAAUCCAAGGAUUUCAAUGCGACGGCUUCUUCGCCGAGUAUGCGGCCGUAGAUUAUCGUAACGCCAUCAUCCUCCCAGACAACCUCAGCAUGGACAGCUCUGCCCCCUACUUCUGUGCUGGAAUUACAGCCUUUCACGGAGUCGAUUCAUGUGGGCUGAGCUCUGGCCAGUGGAUGGUGAUUGUGGGUUGCGGAGGUCUGGGCCAAAUGGCCAUCCGCUUCGCCAAAGCCAUGGGAUUGAAAGUCGUGGGCCUCGACAUCAACGAUGAAGUGCUCACAGCGGCCAAGGAGAGCGGAGCAGACGUCACAGUCAACAGCAGAAACGCCGACUUUGAAAAGCAAGUGAGAGAUGCCACAGGGGGAGGGGCCGACGCCGCGGUGGUCUUCAGCGCCGCGCAGGCAGCCUACGAUAGCGCGGCCAAGGUACUGCGAAUUGGUGGCAUUUUGAUGGUAAUCGGCCUGCCCUCGAAACCGAUUCAGUUCUCCGCGUUGGACUUGAUGAAAAAGCUGUAUCAGAUCCGAAGCGAAAGUACGGGCCCUCCACAACAGAUGCCACGAGCGCUUGACUUCAUCUCCAAGCACAAUAUCAAGCCCAGGGUCGAGCCGUAUAAGCUUGAGCAGAUCCACGAGAUGAUGGACCUGAUGCGAAGUGGCAAGUCCAAGUCCCGCAUGGCGGUGGUGUUCUAA